Molecule: messenger RNA, 2197 nt
Organism: Trichogramma pretiosum
Lineage: Eukaryota; Metazoa; Arthropoda; Insecta; Hymenoptera; Trichogrammatidae
Product: mucin-5AC-like
Exons: 4
Coding region: 328-1590 (420 amino acids)
Biological process (GO): regulation of transcription by RNA polymerase II
Cellular component (GO): transcription regulator complex; nucleus
Source: RefSeq, a predicted model, not a curated record
AUUCAUUGAAAACUGCCAAGAUGGAGUUCCAAGGCAAUUCAAUGCUAUACAGCUCAGAAAUCAACUCGCAGACUACUUUGUUUCACCUGCUGGGGCUGUCGCAUGGCAAUGGGCAAGAGUAUAAAUUAUACAAUUUGAAAGGAAGCGAUGAACUGAAAGAGCGAUGUACUUGGGGAGGGGAGAGAAGUUGUUAACCAUAAAACCGAUGUAAAACAGAAAAUCCUUCUCAUUUGUUCCCGAUACGUUGAAGAGUAAACAAGUUUCUAAAACACAAGUACAGGUUGUGUCUUUGCUUUGUAACAGCUGAAAAUUAUAUACGUUAUAACAAUGGCACUUCGUUUGGAAAUUAUUAUCCAUGAAGUAAUGUCAAGGCCAUAUCUUUUUAAUAAAUUUCACGAGGAUUACCAAGAUGGGCAUAAAAGGCAGCGAGGGUUCGAUGAAAUCGCAACGCAAGUUAAUAAUUUCAUAAUUUCGGUGGACCGAAAUGCCGAACUUUUAAAUGGCAAAAAUAUAGAAUGUCUAUGGAAUCAACUGUUAAAUGAUUAUAAAGAGGCUCGUAAGCAGAUGAACAGUCAGAGGUCUGGCGAUGGAUUGAAAAUAAUCCAUUUUUCAUACAUGCGGGAGAUGUCUUUCAUGGAUCCCUAUCUACAGCAGAAACAAGUAUUGUCCAGUUUGAACCAAAGCAACAGAUUAAAAAGGAAAAAAGUACUACAGGCUCCUCAAUCAACCCAGAAAAAAAAGGUUGACCCAAUUGAGAAAAAUUGUGCGAUUAAGCGUAUAAAUUCACAGAUGGAGAAUAUAUUAAACGCUUUCCAAGCCAAUCUCUCUGGGACUCCUGCUGAUCCAAGAAAUUCUGCACAAAGUUCAACUGCUGCUCCAGCGUACUACCCAUUCAAUGCUGCUCUGCCUUCAACUUCUGGAGAAGCUGCAUCAACCUAUUCUCACCCUCUGAACCCUGCCAUGCCAUCGACUUCAGCUGCUACUCGAGAUUACUAUUCUUUUCAUUCUGCUGUGCCAUCGACAUCUCAAGAAGUUGCUUCUCACUGUCCAAACCGUACUGUGCCAUCGACUUCAGCUGCUACUCCAGAUUACUAUUCUUUUCAUUCUGCUGUGCCAUCGACAUCUCAAGAAGUUGCUUCUCACUGUCCAAACCGUACUGUGCCAUUGUCUUCAGCCGCUGCUCCAGAUUACUACUUCAUAAAUCCUGCUGUGCCUUCGACAUCUGAAGAAGCUUCAUCAGGUUCUUCUCACCCUCUCAACCGUGCCGUGCCAUUCAGUUCAUCAGUUGCUCCUACCUACUCGCUCAUUAAUUGUCAGCCCUCUACGUCUCGAAAUGCUGUAUCAGCCCCAACUUACCUUAACGCUGUCCCAUCGACUUCAGGUAGACCUGCUGUACCGUCGACUUCCACCGCUAAUGAUACUGCUGGAUUGGAUGUAUCAAUAAGAAACAAUUUAUCCAACCCCAGUUCAGAUUACAGCAACAUACUUUGGGAAUCUUUUCAAAAGGUUCCAGCUGGUCAAGAGUUAAAUUGUUUCAAGCAUGUACUUAAAGAUUUUCUGCAGUUUCGCAGAACACUGAAGAAAGAAUGAUGGACAGUAAUGAAAAUAAUAGUGUAGGUUUUUUUACAGUGUUUUUGUUAUUGGAGUUUGUAAUUUUAAGUUUUUUGUUGCUCAUAUCUUGAAAAAAUCAUUUUAACGAGCAUGUGAAUUAAUUCUUUUCCAAGUGAUUAAAAUAACAUAUUUUUUUUAUUUGUAAACUAUUAUCAACUAUAAAAACAUUUGUUUUAUAUUUUACAAACCUGUAAUUCACAUGCUCGUUAAAUAGAUUUUUCCAAGACUUUCAGUUCUCAUAUUCCAAAAUGAGAUAACACAAGUGACUAAACAAUGAUUCCGACAGACUCAAGUUGUCACUGAUUUUGAAUAUAGCAUAUAGGUUUAUUCCACAUAAACAAAUGGAAGCUGUGUACUCAGCAAUUACUGAGUUCCAUAAUAAAAAAAAAAGUACAAUUUAUUUUAUAAUAAAACAUUCCUGCUCGGAAAGAAAAAAAAAAGGUUUUUGUUUUCAUUCAUGGUUUUGGAAAAUUGAGCAUGUGCUCAUUGAACUGAUAUUUCCAAAACCAUGAUUAAGGAGACACACCAGUGUUGAAAUAAUAAAAUUAACAUUUGAUAUUAUAUUAUUAACCGUUUUAUAAUUUAC